Helianthus annuus (common sunflower) is the source of this 1262-nucleotide messenger RNA. RefSeq lists its product as uncharacterized. The record is from RefSeq and is a predicted model, not a curated record. The transcript is spliced from 2 exons. The coding region runs from base 175 to 1077 and encodes 300 amino acids. NCBI's taxonomy places the organism in Eukaryota, Viridiplantae, Streptophyta, Magnoliopsida, Asterales, Asteraceae.
UCCCUCUCUCUCUCUAUAUAUAUAACACCAUAGUGUCAACAUCCUUGCACACCUUCAACCGUGAACCUCUUUAAUCUCAUGUCAACAUUUUCCCAUCAUUUUUAGGCAUUUCGGUUAUAUAAAUCUCAAAAUCAUUGAACAUUCACGAAUUUGUGUUGAAUCAUCAUUGAAAUAAUGGGGAGGUUUUGGAGAAUGGCAGAAGCAUUUGAGGUGGCCGGAAAGGUGAGAGAUUGCGACAGCAGCGGCAGCGAACACUCGCCAGAGACCAUGAUGGAUUUAUCCGAUAUGGUAAACUCGUUCAUAGAGAAUGGCAAUGGUGUUGUCAAUAAAGAUUUUGAUAUGCAAGUUGAUGAUGAAUCCAGUUCAGAUGGAAUUGAUGAUGAUAUGGAGGAGAUGAAGGAAGCAUUGCAGAGAUUGCUUCGAGUUGAUAAUGAUGAUGAUGUGAGAAGAAACUUGAUAUCGAAAGUCCAAAAAGCGAGCAAGGAUGUUGUUCAAGAUAACCGAUCAUCACAAUCUUUAGGGUUUAAACGGAGAUUGAUGGCUCGUCUUCGCGAUCAGGGUCUCGACGCGGGUCUUUGCAAAUCGAAGUGGGAAAAGAAAGGCGGUCGGCUACUCGCUGGCAAUCAUGAAUACAUCGACGUUAAUGUUGAACAAACUCGUUAUAUAAUUAUCAUAUCUUUGUUAGAAGAGUUCGAGAUAGCUAGACCUACAACUAGUUACACUUCGUUCCUCGAGAUCCUCCCUGAGAUCUCACUUUUCAAAGUCGAAGAUUUCAAAGAGAUCGUGAAAAUAAUGUCUAGAGCCAUUAAGAAGUCAAUGAGUCAGAUGAAGAUGCCAGUACCACCAUGGAGACGACGGGAGUAUGUUCAGGCUAAAUGGUUUGGGUCUUACAAACGAACCACCAACGAAAAUCCGACUAAAAAGACACCGGAUCGUAUAGUGAUCAACAAUCAAAGUAUUGGUUUUAUAUCCAUUCCUGAUCAUACUUGCUAUGGUAGACGUCAAGAACAAUUUGCUAAGAGGGAUUUUGGCUAUAAAAUGGGGAAUUUAGCCAUGGUCAUGAAUGGAGCAAGCUAGGAUAUAUUUGUUCGAUUAGUAAAUUAUUUGCUACAUAGUUUAUUUUUACAACCGUUAUGAUUUUUGGGUCAAUAUCAUUAAUGUACAUAUUCAUGUGGAUUUUUUCAUUAUAAUAUGCUUUAAUUGCAUUUUAGUUUCGUGGUAUUUCAUAAGUAAUUGCAAUCAAAUUAAACUUACCAUUAAAA